AUGAAGGCCCUACGCUUGGCUGCGGGUUACACGGCCUUGCUUAUCAGUAUCGCGGCUUGCUUGCUGCUCGUCCUGGGCACCGACGUAUAUACCCGCGCCUCUCUACCACAACAUGACCAGCAGCUGCAGCAACGCAGUCAGACUCUGGCUCCUCGUGCUGCCCUGACACCCACACCACUACCGUUCAAAGACGCACCACCACCUCAACAUGGCAGGCACUGGUUCGAUCGCCAAGCCGCUUCCAACUCCUCCUCCAACUCCACGGCAACCUACUCAGAACUCCCCACCGCUGCCAUCACCAUCGAUGGUCAACCGCCGCCCACCACCUCGAGCGAUCCUCUGCUUGCCCUCAUGCCCGACUUUGCGUUCAGCAUGCCUGCUCAGAUCGUCGUCGAUGGCAUCAACAUUGCGCUCAUCUCGGUGCUCCUCAUCCACCUCCUUUUCACCGUUCAGUACCACUUCCCGCUCAGCCGGAAGAACUUUUACCUUCAGAUUUCGAGUUCGCUCAUGCUCCUUAUCAGCUUGAGCGUCACCCUCCACAUCAUCCUCAAACAACUCGAGGAUGAAUCCCAGCGUUAUCCCUUCAUGUUCCCAUACAUCGGCAUCCAACUGCCACCGGGCGACGAUUCAUGGACAAAGCUGCAGGAAGUGUUCUUCCUCGUCAUGCGUGCCAUCACCACUGCUCUCAUCCACAUCACCCACAUCCAAUUCCUCACGCUUCUCUUCCCCUCUGCGCUCGAGGCUCGUCUCAUCCUCUGGAUGCUCGGUCCGCUCGCCAUCAUCAAUUCGGGCAUGGAAUUUACCGGCCUCGCCGACGAUAGCGAUGCAAAAACAAACGAUCUCGGCGAUGCCAUCCGCAACAUCUGCAACAGUACCUUGACGCUCCUCUACACCACCGCUUUGCUCAUCUGGGGGCUUCUCGUCAAUCGUCGACGUGCUUGGCGCGCAGGCGGCGGCACGGCAGCGUUCGGCGGUGGCUCUGUGGGCCUCGCCCUCAUCAACACCGCCAUCAGCUUCACCGAGAUCAAGUACGAUCGCCUCUGGUGGCUUCCCAACGUCUGCUGGACGCUCACCAUCUGGCAGAGCUGGCUUGGCUUCUGGUGGUGGGUCAGCAGCGGAAUGGGCAUCGGCGAGGUCGAGGAUCGCCAGGAGCGUCUCGAGCGCAAGCGCAAACGUGAAGAGCGUAAGCGUCGCAAACUCGAGAAGCAAAAGCAGAAACUCGCCAUGCUUGAAGCCGCCGAAGUUCAAAAUGCCGAGGCCCACAGCUCACAGCACGAUUCCAGCUCGAUUCCUGGCCUCAGUGGUUUCCUACGCAUCAAGGAUCGUCUCGUCGGCGAGCCACACGGCUCCGGAACGCUCACUCGCCGUGCCCGUCGUCAGACUGGCGCAGGCAACGAGAGCGACGGCAUCAGUGCACCUGCACGUACGGCCGGCGGCGCAGCCAUCGACGACAUUGAGCUCGAUCACAUUCGUGUUACCCCGCACGACCAACACAGCGCUGAGCCGCAGCGCGACGACUCUCCACAUGGCCCAGCUCUCACGGGCGUUGCGGUGCACAGAGCAGGUGAAAGCGGCGAGCACGACGCUGAUUUGGCCGCAGAGCACAGUGGUGCCGAUGCCGAGGCCAACAACGACGAUGGCAGAACCACUGCCGGAACAGGGUCCGGCUCGAGCGACACGAAUCCAACCGCUUCCUCUGCGCCUGGCUGGAUGUCGACAGCGGCGCAACGCUUCAUGGACCGCCAGCCCAACUUUAUCAAGGCUCGCUUCCGUAGGCUGCGCCUGGCGCAUAUGGCGGCUGCUCGUCGUGCCGCACAUCAGCAGUCCGCCCUGCGAGAGCAAGUGCUCAAUUCUUCGCGUGUCUCUGGACCCGGUCUGCGUCACAUGAUGUUCGAUCGACCGGACUCGAUGCGGACAGGAAUGGAGAGCACUCAGGACAUGAAUGCAAUGCCGGAGCUAUCCUCGACGCUUGGUCGAUCGGCUUCGCUGGGUACCAAGCCCACGCAGGACACCAAGACCAUCUCGACAGCGUCUUCUUUCCGCGCUGCUCGUGAGGCUAGAAGCCAGAGCACGGACAGCAGAGAGUUGUCGCAGCAGCGCCGCGGAUCCACCCAUACGCAAAACUCCACUGCACUAGCCUCGCGCCGCAACGACCGCAUCGUUGAAGACGAGGAUGAUGAUAAUGAUGAUGAUGAUGAUGAUGACGACGACGAUCACAAUGACCCUGACCUAGCGGUCCGGCCAGGACCCUCUGUUCAGCGAGACUCGCGUCGGUAUGACGCCAGGGCAGAAUCUCCUGCUUCCAACCGUGCUGCCAUAUCAUCGAAGUCAUCCUUUACCGCAGCAGCGGCAGGUCCCAACGAUUCAGCAGCGGCAAGUCCCAGCGACUCGGCCGCUCGAUCAAGCGGCUUGCGACCACGUGGCAGCUUGUCCGGAGUUCCUGCCGGCACCAGAGAUGAAGACUGGGAAGACUUCGAGGCGUCCACUCCAGCUAUCCGCUCCAGCACCGCAUUGUCCACUUCGGCUCCUGCUCGUUCCACCUCGCGCAGUAGGAGAAACGACGGCAGUGAUGACGAAGAUGCCGAAAAUUCAAGCUGGUACUGGCGCGGAGGUCUUCGUCAAAUGCGUCUGCGCGACCGCACUACCUAUGAUUGA
This is a messenger RNA of Sporisorium graminicola, 2655 nucleotides long. RefSeq lists its product as uncharacterized. The coding region runs from base 1 to 2655 and encodes 884 amino acids. The transcript has a single exon. The record is from RefSeq and is a predicted model, not a curated record. Lineage: Eukaryota; Fungi; Basidiomycota; Ustilaginomycetes; Ustilaginales; Ustilaginaceae.